Messenger RNA from Drosophila busckii, 3165 nucleotides. It is a transcript of the gene Hip1, whose product is annotated as huntingtin-interacting protein 1. Gene Ontology annotation, molecular function: actin filament binding; phosphatidylinositol-3,5-bisphosphate binding; clathrin light chain binding. NCBI's taxonomy places the organism in Eukaryota, Metazoa, Arthropoda, Insecta, Diptera, Drosophilidae. Gene Ontology annotation, cellular component: clathrin-coated vesicle; actin cortical patch. The transcript has 7 exons. The record is from RefSeq and is a predicted model, not a curated record. The coding region runs from base 93 to 3071 and encodes 992 amino acids. Gene Ontology annotation, biological process: actin filament organization; endocytosis; clathrin coat assembly.
UAAAAUCUAAGCAUGCUCGGUCUAUUAUUAUAAUCAUACACAAAUCAAAAGAGGCAAAAACAUUUUGGACGGUAUUAACUCGCCAGGCAAUAAUGGAAAAUAGGUUCACAGCAUGGAAAUUCUGUCAUUUAGUGCACAAAGUUUUGCGAGAAGCUCACGAGUGUGCGCUUAAGCAUUCUCAACGACACAAAAAAAUGAUAUUAGAACUUGGAAAACUAUGGGGACAUCUUCAAAAUGAUAUUGGUUCUUGUAUUAAAGCGUACAGUAAACUAUUAGUUACCAAACUCAACUUCCAUGAAAAAAAUCGAAUGUAUCCAGGAAAUCUUGUAACUACAAUUAAUGAAAUUAAUUCAGUAGCUAAUGAUGAUUUUAACUACUAUUUUCAGUUGUGUGUGGAGAUAUUUGACUACUUGGAGGAUAUUAUUGCUUUACAAGUAUCGAUUUUAUCGUCAAUUAACACGUACCGGAUAUCAUCGAUGACACAACAAGGCCAAUGUAGAUUAGCGCCACUAAUAACGCUGGUGCAAGAUUCGAAUCCCUUAUAUGACAUGAGUGUUCGAAUAAUGUUUAAACUUCAUGAAAAAUUGCCUGAUGAUGUCCUGGUUGGUCAUAGAGAAAGAUUUUGCAUAAUUUUUGCUAAUUUAAAGUUGUUUUAUGAUAAUAUUAGACCUUUACAGUAUUUUCACGAUCUUAUAACUGUACCAAAUUUGCCAGACUUAAGUCCAAAUUUUAAGUCUCAGGUGGAUUUUGGAAGUUAUAUUCCUCCAGUAGUGUUUGUUCAAACAGAACCUGAUAUACUAGUCGAUGAUCUUAUUGAUACCACUGUCAGUGAAAACGAGUUUUGCAAAAAUAAUGAUUUGCUUGGUAGAAUAAAUAUGCUCGAAAGCGAAAUAGAAGAAAAGAAAAAAAUUAUAGAUCAACUAACAUCAAAAUCAAUCGAAUUGAAUAGUUAUAUGGAGCUUGAACGAAGCUAUAAGAAUAAUAUCAUAGAGCUCCAAAAAACAAAUUCAAUAUUAUGUACGGAACUAGCAUCAACAAAACAAAUGUAUACAGAAGUGCGCAUACAAAAGGAUGAGUUGGAGCUAAAACUGGCCAACAACCCCACUUUAAUUCAAAAAGCUUUUGAUGAGGAGGAAAAACAUAAAUUAUCUUCUGAAAAGUUCAAUAAGCUAAAACUUAUGUACACAGAAAUUAGAGAUGAACACAUAAACUUGCUUCGACAGCAUGGCGAAACUUCCAAACUGGUAAAUAAAGAGAAACAAAUAAAUGCAGAAUUAUCCUCAAUGAUUAAGGACUUAAACAGUCAAAUUGCUGAGUUGAAUGAAAAUAUUAUGCAAAUAAAAGAUAAGAAUAAAAAGCUUUUAGAACUAACAGAAGACCAAAAAACAGAAAACUUACAAAUUGAUGAUGCUGGAAAGCAAAUGAAGCUUAAGUACGAUACUAUUGUGAAAGAAAAGGAUAACGAAUUUCUAAAUUUAAGCUUGGCAUGUGAGACAUUAAAAGAAGAGAAUCAAAAGCUUAAAAAUGUUCAGCAAUUUUUAAAGGAAACAACUGCAAGGCUUGACGAAGCAGAAAAAAAAAUAACUGAUAAAAAUGAAGAGAUUUCAAAAACUUGUAUAAUGUAUGAAGAAAAAUUGAUGAAACUAACAAACGAAAAUGAAGAAACUCACAAAUUUCAGCAGAUAGAUUUACUUUUCGCACGCGCUCUUUUAAAAGAAACUGAAACUAAAUUAAUGAAAAAGGAUGCCGAUUUCAAGAAGAGCCACUCAGUUCAUAAUGAACUUAUCCAGGAAAAUGAGUCAUUGAAAAAAAAUAUUGCAAAUAUGGAGGAAAAAUUAACGCUACAUGAUACUAAUUUGGUUGAAGCUGUAAAAAAAGCCGAGUCUCUUAAGAUUUUAAAUGACAGUUCCAUGAAGAACAUGAAUAAAAUGCUAAAACAAAUCAUUCACACAUUAAAAAAUAUAUGUUCAUCAAAAGUUAAUAAUGUAUCGCAACAACCAAUAGAAGCAGCUCAUCAAAUAUCUGUUAAAACAGAAGAGUUACUUGAUAAUUUAAGUUACCCCUUUGAACCGCAUGGAUCCGUUUGUAUUGAGAAAAUUGACGACAUACUUAAUAUGGGAUUUUGCUUCAUAAAUCUGUAUGAUCAGUGCGAUGUUAUAUAUUCUUCCACAACAGAAAUUGAUAAAGGCCAAGUAUUAAGCAUCGUACAAUCGAUACUGCCAGAUUUGAAAAAUUUAUUCGACUUUAUUGAAGAGAAUAAGCAUAUUGACUUAGCUUCUAGCAAUAUAAAAAUGAAACUAUUGACAUUAAAGAAACAAUUGCAACUCAUUGCCAAUACUUUUGAAAACACUAUUGAUCUGGACAAACUUGUCCAGGAAGAACUAAAACAAAUGGACUACGCAAUUGAAGAAGCGGCUAGAAAAAUUAUUCACCUUUUAUCGAAAACUCGGGAGGAUGAAAAUAAAAUAAAACUUAAAGUGAAUGAAAAAAUACUUGAAGCUUGUACGACUCUCAUGGAGUGCAUAAAAAUACUAAAUACAAGAUCUCGAGUGCUUCAAAAUGAAAUAGUUUCGUCACAAAAAGGAAAUGCUACAGCCAACGAUUUCUAUAAACGAAACAGUCAAUGGUCUGACGGACUCAUAUCGGCUUCCAAAAGUGUCGCCAAGGCUGCAAAUUAUCUGGUAGAGGCUGCAAAUAAUGCAAUAAACAAUGAUUCGGGACAAAAUUUUGAGAUAAUAGUUGCAGCCCAAGAAAUAGCUGCAUGCACGGUCCAGCUAGUAAUUGCCAGUAAAGUCAAAGCGAAUCGUGAUAGCCCCAAUUUGGCUAAUUUAACAAUAGCUUCACGAAAUGUAACAAAAGCUACUGGAAAUGUGGUAGCUUCGGUAAAGGAUGGUAAUUCACGGGUGGAGGAACAUUAUGACAACAAUCUUUGUACAUUAACACCAUCUCAACUUAAAACUACGGAAAUGGAAAUACAUGUCAAAGUGCUGGAGUUAGAACAUUCUUUAGAAACAGAACGCUUAAAGCUGUCGGCAUUUCGAAAAGAGCAUUAUCAGAAAACAGAAUACUAACAGGUUUAGACAUUCCCCAACAAAUGCUAUUUUGUAUAUUCAUGUAAGAAUGUAUCCAAAAAUAUUAUACCAUUGUAAUAAAUUUAUACCAAAU